GUCUCUCUGAUGUGCCCCACGUGCCGUCGACACCCCAGAGACCUAACCAUAAAAGGUUAGGGGGAUAGGCCUUAGCCAGAAGCCCUCCUUAAAUAGCUUCCAUGGGCCAUUCCACUUGUCACGCAACAGCGCAUCGACCCUUGCUCGUCGCCUGCAAGGCUGCAGAUGGCUAACUUCGACCCUUUCAUAACGCUACAGAUACGAUACCUUUAACAUUCGGGCAUCGCGCCACCUCCAAUCCUCACCUUGGGCUCCCAGCGAUGAUACUUGCGACUGGCAACUGUUCAAUACAGCCCUCGACCGCCAUGUUUCGACCCUUCGAGAAAGAACGUGUGGCGCGCGGAUACGGACGGCCUAUCGUAUCUGACACCAUCAACGAUUCACGUAUCCAGGGCUUUCUACAUUGUCAUGACCGAGACUCCACGGAAAGCUCGAUGUCUUCAUCUGCUAUCGGAGCUUCGGCUGCUAAUUGGCGUGGACUUGACCAACAGUUGCAUCAUCACUACUCAGAAUCGAUGACGACCUCCGCCUCGUAUCACCCGCGCCCCAAUUACAAUACUUAUCUGUCUGGCACAGCAGGGAGCCAUGAGCACGAUGUUUAUUCGUCGUCGGUCUCCAGCGCAAACAACCAAUUCAAGCCUAACCCAACACAUGCGCAUCCAUAUGACCGGUGGCAGCCGUGCACGGUAGAGAUAGCAUCCCAACCAGUCCUUCAGCAACAUCAACUGCUAUCCGAAGGGCCUGACUCGAGUCCCGCCGCUGAUGCGAUCGAACCGAUGAUUCCCUUAUCGCCAAGUUCCGACAGCACGGCGUUGUCCAGCUCGCCAGUCACUGCUGGUCUUACGGCUUUAGUUCCAUUAAGCGAAUUUGUCGCUCCAGAGCCCCAGCUGUCACCGUCGUCUUCCACUUCACCAGGCAGGAUCAGUGCUGAAGUUCUUGGUGGUAGCAGCGGGUCUGCGACGGGCUCCAGCUCUGGAUCGGUCACCGUCGGAUUCGGCGCACUGAUUGUCGGCAGCUCAGUAUUGGCAGACAAAUUCGCGACCUCCCUGCUGUCCUCCCAAGAGAAGAUGCUGCACGAUGCCCAAGUCAUCGCCAAAUUGCGCGCGAGGUGUGAACCAGGUGGCGAGACGGAUGCGGCAUGCGACUUUUGUAGGAAAAGGAAGAUCAAGUGCGAUCGAGUCAAGCCAAUGUGUGGCAAGUGCCAAAAGCUUGGGAGAGCGUGCAUGAUCACGGAUACCUUGAAGAAGAGGGGGCCGCCGACUAAAGUAGAGAAAUUGAUGCUGCAUGCUGCUGGUGUGGAUUUCCAAAGCCGACGGAUUCGCAAAAGAGAGAGAGAGCUGGCCAGAGCCCAUAUCCAAGCUUUUGCCUCCUCAAGCGAUACAGGGUAUGAUUCAGCGUCGCAACCCUCGCCUGAAAGUGAGUCAAGCUCUGGGCGUCAGACGCUGGGCAACGCAAGCACUUCAUUGUCCGGUACUUCGAAAGAGCCGAUUUCCUCAAGCACUUCGGCCCGAAGCCGUCGAUUGCGUCAGCAGCGCCUGGUAGUAAGCAAGGAACAUCUUGAACCCAUUCCCGUCUCCGUUCCACGCAGCGCUACUCGGGCGUACAUUGACAAGAUAAGCCACAGCAGCUAUCCUGAGCAUCAAUGGAGCGCCAGCGGGUUUGACUUAGCGCAUGACCAUUGUGACCUUUCCCCGCACAGCGUACCGUCAUGGGUGUCAGUCCUGCCGCCUUCGACGACUUGUAGGCAGCGAACGUCCACGGGGUCUGCAAGCAUCUAUGACUCGCCCAUAAGCGUCUUGAAGUCUCUUUCAAGCACUUUCGACUCAUCAGCGAGCAUCGUGGACUCACCUGCUCCUCAGCGCGGCUUCAUCAUGGAUGGCGUCGACAGUACAAUGAGUGGCAGCAUUGUCCCAUUGCCUUUCAGCCUGCUUGGUGGCAGCACAGGUGCGAGCAUCGAUGACCUUGCUGCCACGUCCACUGUAGCCACGGGGACACCGCAGCAGUGGAGCAGGCUGCCGAUGUUUUCAAACGGGUCUUUACCCGCCGAACAUGGGCUGCCGCCAUCGCAGGGGCUUCAGUCUCCUCGUCACCAUCAACUUGCCCCAGUGGAAAGGUUUCAUGCUGGCGCAUUCCAGUAGUAUUCAAGCAGCGCGCCGGACGGACUCGCCGGACCGGUGUGGGAGUGCGUCUCGCACGUGCCAGACAAAACAUCUGAAGUCUAUCGCCAGGAUGUUUACGCGCAGUCGCAUCCGAUGAGCUCCGAUGCUAAUGUGAUCCGUCACCUCGAAUGGCAGAAGCGGUACUCGGCGCUACAUUGAAUCGCAACAGCAGCUCGAGAAUUCAACCUC
This is a messenger RNA of Tilletiaria anomala UBC 951, 2348 nucleotides long. RefSeq lists its product as uncharacterized. Gene Ontology annotation, biological process: regulation of DNA-templated transcription. The record is from RefSeq and is a predicted model, not a curated record. NCBI's taxonomy places the organism in Eukaryota, Fungi, Basidiomycota, Exobasidiomycetes, Georgefischeriales, Tilletiariaceae. The transcript is spliced from 3 exons. The coding region runs from base 261 to 2138 and encodes 625 amino acids. Gene Ontology annotation, cellular component: nucleus. Gene Ontology annotation, molecular function: DNA-binding transcription factor activity, RNA polymerase II-specific; zinc ion binding.